Nezara viridula (southern green stink bug) is the source of this 554-nucleotide messenger RNA. The record is from the annotation of a GenBank genome assembly. Lineage: Eukaryota; Metazoa; Arthropoda; Insecta; Hemiptera; Pentatomidae.
AAUUUAUACAUGAAAAACAAGAUUAAUACACGGUUAGCUCACAAAUGGUACGCACAGAUUAGGCUUAGUUCACAAUCACUUUGGUCACACUUGUUUAGAGCCGAAUGUUGAAAACUGUUGUGAGUUCAGCCCUUACCCCCACCUACCCGUUCCCUUAUUCAUUCUUCCUCUCCAUGAAACUUCCUAGAAACUGGAAUCUGGAAAAUCCAUACACUCAUUCGCCAGUUUUAAGAGGAAAAGAAAUGGAAGGUUUUUCAUUACUACACUUCUUAAAUGUUUCUUAUUCUUUGACUCUACACAACCAUGAAUGCCUCAAUAUUAUGCAAACGCCACUGGUAGGACAAAUAUCAGAUCAAAUCAACAAAGAUGCUGUAAAGGUGCAUGGAGAUAACUGGAAAGAAAUAGCCCAAGAUAGGCAGAGAUGGAGAAGGCUGAUCAAGGCAGCAAAUGAUUAACAAGAUUUUUAAAGCCUUAGUUGGAAGGUUUUUUUUUUUUUUUGGUUUUUUUAUUAUUUUGUUUAAUAAUCAGAAAAAUAGACCGAAGUUGUAGUCAGU